AAGGAACCAUACAUAAAUCCUCUCUUUUUUUUUCCUUGUAUUCUGCCUCCAAAAUUUUUCAAACAAGGAAAUACAGGAAUUCCCUUGCUGAAGAUAGCUCUAUAAGACUAUUAUCUAUAUCAUAUCUGAGUAAUUUUGAAACUCUUCAAUCUCAUUGUGUCACCCUCAGUCUCAAGUCACAAUGGCAACAUUUAUCCGAAGAAUAGCAAUCAGCUAUAUUCUCGUGACAUUGUUUUUCUCUUCAGAUAUUGGAUUUUUUGGACGUGUUGCAUCAUUUGGAAUCAACUAUGGCCAAGUAGCUAACAAUUUGCCCCCUCCAGACAAAGUCCUUGAACUCUUCAGCAACUUAAAGGUCACAAAAACAAGAAUUUAUGACACCAACCCUCAGAUUUUGACAGCUUUUGCUAAAUCAAACGUUGAGGUCAUUGUUACGGUUGAAAACAACAUGCUAAGCCAGUUAAAUGAUCCACAACAAGCCCUUCAAUGGGUGAGUGGCCAUAUCAAACCAUACCUCCCAGACACAAAGAUCACAGGAAUUCAAGUAGGGAAUGAGUUAUACACAAAUGGUGACAAAACUCUAAUUCAGUAUCUUGUUCCAGCAGUGGUGAACAUCCACAAUGCUCUAGUUCAGCUAGGCCUAGACUCCAACAUCCACGUUUCGACGCCGAGUUCCUUAGAAGUGCUUCAGGAAUCAUACCCUCCUUCAGCUGGUAGUUUCAAGAGUGAGAUCUCAGGGAUCAUGUCCCAGUUUUUGAACUUCUUGGCCACCACUAAGGCACCCUUUUGGAUCAAUGCAUACCCUUACUUUGCAUACAAGGAUGACCCUAAUAGGAUUCCAUUGGACUAUGUUUUAUUCAAUCCUAAUGAAGGAAUGGUUGACCCUUACACCAACCUACACUAUGAUAACAUGCUCUAUGCUCAGGUGGAUGCAGUCUCAUUUGCCAUUGCUAAAUUGGGUUUUAGUGGGAUUGAGGUUAGGGUAUCUGAGACUGGUUGGCCAUCCCAAGGAGACCCUAAUGAGAUUGGUGCGUCAGUGCAGAAUGCUCAAACUUAUAACAGGAAUUUGCUGAGAAGGCAAAUGGCUAAUGAAGGGACACCUUUUAGUCCUAGAAUGAGGUUGGAAGCAUACAUUUUUGCAUUGUUCAAUGAGGACAUGAAGAGUGGAGCAACCUCGGAAAGGAACUAUGGUCUCUUUCAACCUGAUGAAACUAUGGCUUACAAUGUAGGGUUGGCUGCUUUUGCAGACUCAUCCACUUCAUCCACUUCAAUUUCUCUUACCUCCUCUGCCACUAAAAUAAAGCAGGCAGCAUCAAAUGGAUUUCAAAGCUUGUUCUUCUUCUGGAUGUUUGUGUGUUUGCUGACUUCAGCCCUUUGUGGCUUUGUUUGAGAAGAAUAUUAUUAUAUUCUUGUGGAGUGAAUCAUGUGUAUAUGUAUCAAAAUAACGAAAAUUUGGGAUAAUACAUCCUUCAAGUUGCAAAAUGGAGUAUCUCUAGUAUGAUCUAUAUUAAAGGUACCUAUUUUGCAGAAAUCAGGACCAACACACACACUUUCUAAAUGAUGAGGGCAACAAACAAAAUCUACAAUACGGCGAAGAGGCAAGGCAAUUCAAUUCAAUUCAAUUCAUUUGGAAGAUCAACUUUCACAGAGUGGCUACACUUUCAUUCACUUACCCCGCCAUUAGUCACAUUCCAGCAUCAACCAUGUGGCAAUGACGUUAGAUUGAGCUUAUUUUAGGAAGAUAAGAUCCAAAAAGCCACUUCAUUCAUUUAUUAGCUGAAUUGUCAAAUAGGAAAUAUGUUUGUAUAUUGCUGAUUUUUGUAGAAUUGAUUUCAUUCAUCAGAAGAAGAGAAAAAUAUAUGUUUCUGAUUGAGGAAAAGGUUUUAAGGCUAGGCUUGUCUUCCUUAUGCCUCACCUUAUUGGAUGCUAAGAAAAGCCCCUUAUUAUGGGACGUGGAAUCCACAACUGUUCUCUUUGUAUAUAAAUAAUUAUAAAAGUACAUUCUGGUAUUAGUAAUACCA
Glycine soja is the source of this 2018-nucleotide messenger RNA. Its product is annotated as glucan endo-1,3-beta-glucosidase 14-like. NCBI's taxonomy places the organism in Eukaryota, Viridiplantae, Streptophyta, Magnoliopsida, Fabales, Fabaceae. The transcript has 3 exons. The record is from RefSeq and is a predicted model, not a curated record. Gene Ontology annotation, cellular component: plasma membrane. Gene Ontology annotation, molecular function: hydrolase activity, hydrolyzing O-glycosyl compounds. Gene Ontology annotation, biological process: carbohydrate metabolic process. The coding region runs from base 182 to 1387 and encodes 401 amino acids.